Messenger RNA from Peronospora farinosa, 744 nucleotides. The record is from the annotation of a GenBank genome assembly. Lineage: Eukaryota; Oomycota; Peronosporomycetes; Peronosporales; Peronosporaceae.
AUGACCAGCACCUUGAAUUCAGGUACGAACGUUGCGCCCGCCAAGCCGUGGGAGAAUCGACCGAUUGCUGCUGCUCAAACAGAUGGCAAUGCAUCUGUUGGUGUUACUCCUCAGUCUACAGUCUCCAUGGCUCCUUCUCGAUUACUUCCUAGUAACAAUAACAUCGCAGCUCCAUCUACUUCGACUUUUGGAGUCGCAACGGCGUCUCCGUAUGGAGCUUCAGGGUACGGGGCUACGGGUGGCUAUGGCAGUGGUUACGGAGGCAUGUCGUCGAGAAUGGGGUACAUCAAUAUGGGCAUGAUGGACCCGAAUGCUGGAAGUCUCGGUUGGCUCUCGAGUUUUAACCAAAUUGUCAGCUCCAUUGGCCAUAUUACGGAACUAUUGGGGAUGAACGCAGAGGCACUCAACUUUUGCAUUGGGAGCUUUGUCCAUUUUCUGGAGCGGAUAGGAGCCAUGUGCGCUGGCACUGCAGUGGCACCUCGUCCGGUCUUCCCGCCUGGCCACCCACGACAUGGCGAACCACCAGUGACUGAAGAGGAAAAGAAGAGUCGGAAACGCCGAGUACGCAUUUUUCAAUUCAUGGUGAGCAUGACGGCACUUGCGCUGCUGUCUAAAGGAUUGCGGUGGCUUGCGAGGCUACGGCUCAAGACGCCGCAUAAGCUACUGGUCGCGCCACCAUCCGACGGGAUUGGCCAAGAUCUGGAGCAUAUUUUCCAGCGUACAGUGGGCGUCACACGCUUGUAA